CGAAGAAGAAGAGAACGAAAAAGAAGAAGAUCAAGAUCAAGAUCAUCUCACAGCUAAAUAUAAAAACAUUUUUUAAUUGUCGAUUAAGAUUAUAACCUGAGUGCAUGAUCUUGACAUUGUAGAGUAAGCGUGUAAGAUGGAACAUUUUCUUCCAAGCUUGUGGAAGAUGCUAACAUUAAAAGUUAGUUGUUAAAUUGGCAAACAUGGAUGAAGAUGAUCUGGAGACUCUUGGUGAGAAGCUGUAUGAUCAGAUUUACCUCAGACACAAAGAGACUGCAGGAAAACUCACAGGUAUGUUACUGGAGUUGCCAUGUCACGUAUUGAGCAAGAUGUUACAGGAUGAGGUGAUGCUAGAAGGAGCAUUAGAGAAGGCGCUCAGAGCUCUGCAGCUGGCACAGGAGUCCAGCAAGGUGGUGAGUAAAGAUAAGGAUGACGUGUCUGUAUCCUCAGACUCACUGGGGGAGCAGCUGUUUGAGCUUGUGGAGGUCUACAACACCGGACACUCCCAAAAAAUCACAGGAAUGCUUCUGGAGCAGGACAAAGAGGCCAUCUUAAACCUUCUUUCAGAUCCCAAACUCCUGGAAGAGCAGAUGAACCAAGCCCUGAAGAUGCUACAAGGCAUCGGCUGCUUCCCUGCAGGCAGAACUUGGAGACACAUGAUAGCGACUCAGACACAGAUGAGACAGAGAGGCUGGGAGAAAAGAUCUUCUCACUGGUGGAGAAGCUGGAUCCACUGCAUGCUCAUGAUAUUACAGGUAUGUUACUGGAAAUGGACAGAGCUGGUCUCCAGCAGAUGCUGACUGACAACACGAUGUUAAAAGUUGCUGUUCAAAAAGCACAAGCAACGCUGGAAACAUAGGAAAUCUCUCAAAGACGUUAAGAUUGCGAUUAGCUUCAUUUUCACGCAAAGAAAUGAAGACAAAAUGGCUGAAAUCAUAGCUCACAGGUGUUACGACAUACAACCCAAUUCCAAUGAAGUUGGAACGUUGUGUAAAAUGUAAAUAAAAACAGAAUACAAUAAUUUGCAAAUCCUCUUCAACCUAUAUUCAAUUGAAUACACCACAAAGA
Thalassophryne amazonica is the source of this 1068-nucleotide messenger RNA. Its product is annotated as polyadenylate-binding protein 3. The transcript has 6 exons. Gene Ontology annotation, cellular component: nucleus. The record is from RefSeq and is a predicted model, not a curated record. The coding region runs from base 204 to 800 and encodes 198 amino acids. Gene Ontology annotation, molecular function: RNA binding. Gene Ontology annotation, biological process: regulation of double-strand break repair; protein polyubiquitination. NCBI's taxonomy places the organism in Eukaryota, Metazoa, Chordata, Actinopteri, Batrachoidiformes, Batrachoididae.